AUUGAAUCAUUUAUUAAUUUUUUUUUCUACAAAACAAACAAACAAACAAACGGGUAUAUAUUUUGAAUUCAAUACGAAUGAUAUCAAAUGAGUAACAAUGUGGAGAUUUUUGUAAAUAAUCAUAGAGUAAAUCAAAAAUUUGGAAGUUUAAAUUAUAUAAAAUUUGUAAAACAUAAAAAUAAAUUAUUAUAUUAUGAAAUUCAACCAUUGGAACAUUUAAUAAAACAGAAUUCUAUUUGGAAUAUAAAUAAAACAUUAAGAAUAUUUACACAUUUUAUUAUAUUGAUUUAUAUUUCUGAAAAUAUUACCACAGUUAAUACACAAUGGUUUAAUUUGGAUGUCAUUAAAUCAUAUUUAAAUAUUACAAGUCCGGCAAAAAUAAUCGAACCUCCAAGUAAUGUAAAAGUAAUUAGCGGUGAAACUGCUCUAUUCUUCUGUCGAGUAAAUGGAAAUCCAACUCCUACAGUAAAUUUUCUUCUUGAUCGUCAAGUAAGCCGACCAGCACCUGGUGUAGGUGGCGUUUUGAAUAUUCCAGAUGGGAGUUUAUUGCGUUUAACUAAAGUACAUCGAGGACAAAAUGGUUUACAAGUUCAGUGUAUAACACGUAAUCAUGUUGGAGGUGAUAGUGCGUCAGCGUAUUUAACAGUUUAUGAUACUAAUGAUCGUAUACCUGAUGGUUAUCCAAUUAUACAUGUACCACCAAAAGCUAGUUCUGCAUCUGUUGGUGAUGUGGCCAGAAUGGAUUGUGAAGUAUCUGGUCAUCCACAGCCUACAGUAGUUUGGUUAAAAAAUGAAAUUCCUAUUCAAACAACCGAUAAACGUAUUACAUUUGUUGGAACUGGUUCAAUAUUAUUUGAACAUCUAUUAUUAUCAGAUGAAGGACAUUAUGAAUGUUUAGUUUCUAAUCAAGCUGGAUCAGUAUUAAGUUCAAAAGCUUAUUUAAGAGUUAAAAAUACUUAUUUUGUACCCAAAAUAAUUGAUAAAAUUGAUCAAAUUGGAGUACGUUAUGGACAUAAUGCAAAUUUAACUUGUCGUGCAGCAGGAAAUCCUACUACAACUACUAGAUGGCUUACUGAUGGUGAACGACCUAUAACAGAUUUUACUGAAGGUACUUCAACAUUAUAUCUAGCAGAUAUAACCGAACCUGCAAGAUAUAUUUGUGAAGCAAAUAAUAGUUUAGGAACUGUACAACAUCCUGUUAGAAUUCAAAUAAUCGAAGUUCCUCCACCGCCUAUCGAUUUAAUGUGUUUAGAAAAAGGGCCAACAUUUGCUUUUCUCCAAUGGUCACCAGCUAAACAAUCAGCUGAUAUUCAACAAACCACUACGACUACUACACGUACUGUUGAUUCAUAUACAGUAUUUUUAUAUGAAAUGGAGAAUGGACAAACAAUCACAAAUAAAAAACAAUUAACAGAUAUUCCAGCAAGACAAUUUCACCUACACGGUGCAUUACAAUAUAAAUUAACUGAUUUAAAACCAUAUACAAUGUAUAUGGUAGAGGUUUGUGCUGUCAGUAAUCUAUUGGGAAUGUCUGACCCAAGUAAUAAAGUAACUUUUAUAACGAAAGAAUUGCCCCCUAGUUCGGCUCCAUAUUCUGUUGAAACAGUUACCAUAACAGAUGAUUCAGUUUUAGUGAGUUGGAAGCCACCAAAAGAAGCGAAUGGGAAAAUUAUUGGUUAUAAUGUUUUCUACAACAGAAAUCCACAAGCUCCAUUAGAUCACUGGCAAAAAGUUGGUACACAAUUUGAAAGUGUCAAACUAGAAAAAUUGUUCACAUCUGAAACUUAUCAUAUUCGCGUGAGCGCCCAGAAUUCAGCUGGUGAUGGUCCUUUGACUGAUCCAUACGAAGUAUUAGUUAAGUUUGGAAUUCCUUCCCAACCUCGUGAAUUUACCGGUUUAAGCUUUAAUCCAAAAGAAAUACAUCUUAAUUGGAUAGCACCUAAUUUACCUGGAAAGAUUAGUUUACAAGAUUAUUUAUUGAAAUAUCGUUUAGCUGUUGACAUGAAUAUCGAUAAAGUAAACAACAACAACAACCUAUGGAGGUCAAGUUGUCAGCUGAUUUAA
Messenger RNA from Schistosoma mattheei, 2064 nucleotides. Lineage: Eukaryota; Metazoa; Platyhelminthes; Trematoda; Strigeidida; Schistosomatidae. The record is from the annotation of a GenBank genome assembly.